AUGGCCUAUUACCCCGCCUGGGCCGCGGACGACUUCCCGCCGGAGAAGAUCGACUUCGGACGGCUGGACUGGAUCGACUUCGCCUUCGCCGUCCCCGACAAGAACUUCGCCCUCGGCUGGGACGGCUCCGACGACGCCCCCAACCUCCUCCGCCGCCUCGUCGCCCGCGCUCACAAGAGCCGCAAACGCGUCAAGCUCAGCGUCGGUGGCUGGACCGGAAGCAAGUACUUCUCCGCGGCGGUUGCGACUGCGCAGAGCCGCGCGACGUUCGCGCGCAACCUCCUCGCGCUCUACCGCCAGUUCGCGCUCGACGGCGUCGACAUCGACUGGGAGUACCCCGGGCAGCCGGGCGCGCCGGGCAACGCCGUCUCCGCGCGCGACACCGACAACCUGCUCGCCUUCCUCACCCUCCUCCGCCAGACGCUGCCCGCCGGCGCGGUGAUCACCGCCGCGGCGCCGCCGGAGCCGUGGUCCACGCUGCGGAACGGCCCCGCGUUCGCGCGCGCGCUCGACUGGGUGCUGAUCAUGAACUACGACACCUGGCAAGCGAGUAACCCCCCAGGCCCGAACGCGCCGCUGAGCGACGCGUGCGGAAACUCGACGCGCCCGGAGUCCUCCGCGCUCGCCGCCCUCCGCGCGUGGACGCGCGCGGGCGUGCCCGCGGACCGGCUCGUGCUCGGCGUGCCCUCGUACGCGUACGUCGUCCGCUCGUCCGCCACGCGCCUCCGGGGCCGUGCCACCCGGUCCGAGGACCUCGCGCCGGGCCCGGCCGGCUCGCACUUGCACUCGCACUCGCACCCGCACCCGCACUCUCCGCGACGCCGCCGCGGAGUCCAUGCGCCCCGUCGACCGCACCGGGCAGGCCGGGUGCCGCUGGGCCGCUGGCCCGCGGGGGUCCAUCCCACCGGUGGUCGACGCGACGGUCUCCUCUUCCUCCGUCGCCGCCGCCGGGCCGCUGCUCGUCCGAACGACGACGGGGGCACGGACAACGGGCAGGUGCAGUUCCGCGCGCUCUUCGCCCAGGCGCGCUCCAGCUCCAGUCGUCCUCGUCCUCCGUCCUCGUCGCGGAAGUUCGCGGGCGCGCACGGCUUCCGGCGCACGUGGGACGCGUGCUCGAGCACGCCGUUCCUGCGCUCCGCGGGCGCGCGCCAGGUCGUCGCGUACGACGACCCCGCGAGCCUCGAGGUGAAGGCGCAGUUCGCGCGCCGCGCGGGCAUGCGCGGCGUCAACAUGUUCGACGUGCACGGGGACACGGACGCGUGGGACCUCGUCGAUGCGCUCCGGCGCGGUUUGGGCGUGACUGGGGCUCAGUGA
Epithele typhae is the source of this 1314-nucleotide messenger RNA. RefSeq names its product glycoside hydrolase. Gene Ontology annotation, cellular component: extracellular region. The transcript is spliced from 3 exons. Gene Ontology annotation, molecular function: chitinase activity; chitin binding. Lineage: Eukaryota; Fungi; Basidiomycota; Agaricomycetes; Polyporales; Epitheliaceae. The record is from RefSeq and is a predicted model, not a curated record. The coding region runs from base 1 to 1314 and encodes 437 amino acids. Gene Ontology annotation, biological process: chitin catabolic process; carbohydrate metabolic process.